AUGUCGAAUAAAAGCCGUCGGCUGGGAAGUUGGCUGCCCGGGGGCAGCGGGGGGCCUUGGGCGCACGCUGACAGCAAUGAUGACAUCGAAGAUGUGUCUCUCUUUGAUGCAGAUGACGAUGUGUCCCGGAGAUCCAAAAAGUCAAAAAUCAGGCAUCCAGUGGCGUCAUUUUUCCACUUAUUCUUCCGAGUCAGUGCCAUAGUUGUCUAUCUGCUCUGUGAGCUCUUAACUAGCAGCUUUAUUGCCUGCAUGGUGACAAUUAUCCUCCUCUUGUCAUGUGACUUUUGGGCUGUAAAGAAUGUCACAGGGCGACUGAUGGUUGGCCUUCGCUGGUGGAACCAGGUGGAUGAUGAUGGUAGAAGUCACUGGGUGUUUGAAGCCAGGAAGGUAUCAGCACAAGGGAGUAAAACCUCGUCAGAAGCAGAGUCUCGGAUUUUCUGGUUAGGUCUAAUUACCUGCCCUAUGAUCUGGGUGAUAUUUGCUUUCAGCGCCCUCUUUUCUUUCAAAGUGAAGUGGCUGGCAGUGGUCGUGAUGGGAGUGGUGCUUCAGGGAGCCAACCUUUAUGGUUACAUCAGGUGUAAAGUUGGCAGUAGAAAGAACUUGACAAGCAUGGCGACCAGCUAUCUUGGGAAGCAGUUCUUGCGGCAGACCGUGGCUAAAGAGGACCAAACAGCAUCCUGA
Messenger RNA from Leptosomus discolor (cuckoo roller), 681 nucleotides. Lineage: Eukaryota; Metazoa; Chordata; Aves; Leptosomiformes; Leptosomidae. The record is from RefSeq and is a predicted model, not a curated record.